Messenger RNA from Phlebotomus papatasi, 1460 nucleotides. RefSeq names its product probable galactose-1-phosphate uridylyltransferase (gene Galt). The record is from RefSeq and is a predicted model, not a curated record. NCBI's taxonomy places the organism in Eukaryota, Metazoa, Arthropoda, Insecta, Diptera, Psychodidae. The transcript is spliced from 4 exons. Gene Ontology annotation, molecular function: UDP-glucose:hexose-1-phosphate uridylyltransferase activity; zinc ion binding. Gene Ontology annotation, biological process: beta-D-galactose catabolic process via UDP-galactose, Leloir pathway. Bases 329 to 1384 code for a protein of 351 amino acids. Gene Ontology annotation, cellular component: cytoplasm.
CAUGUAAACAGCUGAUAAUAGUGCAUUUUUGUUUGUUUACUUGUAUUUUUCCAGCUGAGGAAAUCCGCCUUUUACGUACAAUAAUUAACGUUAUCAGAAGCUAAAAUAGCUGAUACUAGAGAAAAUAGUGCACUAAAGAUCAUUUAACCUUAUCAGUUCAAUCUUCAAUCAUUUCCUUGACUUGAUUAAGCUCGUUCAAUUAAAUCAACAUCAUUCCACAAGUGCCAUUCAAAGUCGAAUCAUUUCCUAUAAAACUUUCGCGCAAAUUCCACAGAAAAUACUAAAAUUUCUAUUUAAAAUUAGUGAAAGUGUGUGAAUUAGUAGAAAAAUGUCUGCUGCGUUUAAUAUUAAAGAGCAUCAGCAUAGUCGCUACAAUCCCUUAACGGGGCAAUGGGUUUUAGUAUGUCCUCAUCGAAUGCUAAGACCUUGGUCAGGUCAAGAAGAAUCUCCUGAGUUACUCAAUGCCCCAGAAUUUGAUCCUAAAAAUCCCCUGUGCCCAGGAGUUGUUCGUGCAAACGGAACAAAAAAUCCCAACUACACCUCAACAUUUGUAUUUACAAAUGAUUUUCCCGCUCUGCUGGAGGAUGUCCCAUCGCCGCCCGAGAGCGAUGAUCCCCUUUUCCAAACGGCUCCCGCAAGAGGAACUUGUCGUGUUAUUUGCUUUCAUCCAAAGUCAAAUAAAACUCUCCCUCUGCUAACAAUUGCGGAAAUUGUCCAAGUUCUGGCCACGUGGAAAGAACAAUUUGCUGAGUUGAAGAAAAAGUAUACUUGGGUGCAAAUAUUUGAGAAUAAAGGAGCCGCUAUGGGAUGUUCAAAUCCUCAUCCUCACUGCCAAAUCUGGUCGUGCUCAUUUUUGCCCACAGAACCAGCAAACAAAGACAAACACUUGCGUGAGUACUUUGAGAAGCACCGACGUCCCCUACUGCUAGACUAUGUUAACAAAGAAUUGCAGAAGAAGGAGAGAAUUGUGAUUGAGAAUAGAAAUUGGCUCGUUGUUGUGCCAUUUUGGGCUAGUUGGCCAUUUGAAACUAUGAUUAUCGCACGGAAGAACACAAAGCGAUUUGAUGAGCUGUCCGAGGAACAAUCUCAAGAUUUAGCAGUUGUUAUUAAGGAACUUACUACCAAGUAUGAUAAUCUCUUCAAAUGCUCCUUUCCCUAUUCAAUGGGAUGGCAUGGUGCUCCAACUGGAUCGAUGAUAAAUAGCAAUAGCGAUCAUUGGACUUUGCAUGCCAUUUACUAUCCACCUCUUCUGCGUUCAGCCACCGUCAGAAAGUUUAUGGUGGGCUUUGAGCUGCUUUGCCAGGCCCAGAGAGAUCUUACAGCUGAACAAGCAGCUGAACGCUUGAGAAGUCUGGACGGCAGUAAGCAUUACUCCGUCCAGUAAGACACCAGUAAAACAACAUAGUCCAAAUACUAAAAAAAAAUUGUUUUUAGACAAAUAAAUUUACCUUGGGAAUUGC